This is a messenger RNA of Rhinopithecus roxellana (golden snub-nosed monkey), 954 nucleotides long. RefSeq names its product transcription factor Dp-1-like. The record is from RefSeq and is a predicted model, not a curated record. The transcript is spliced from 7 exons. Gene Ontology annotation, molecular function: DNA-binding transcription factor activity, RNA polymerase II-specific; RNA polymerase II transcription regulatory region sequence-specific DNA binding. NCBI's taxonomy places the organism in Eukaryota, Metazoa, Chordata, Mammalia, Primates, Cercopithecidae. Gene Ontology annotation, biological process: regulation of transcription by RNA polymerase II; regulation of cell cycle. Gene Ontology annotation, cellular component: nucleus; transcription regulator complex. The coding region runs from base 16 to 807 and encodes 263 amino acids.
GGAGAAGGUGGCGCAAUGUUGAGUGUCCACAGGGGAGCUGGUAGGAGGCGGUGCGGUGAUGAGUGUCUGCAGGGGAUCCUGUGGGAAGGCAGUGCAGUGGCCGGUCUAAUUGAAGCCAACGGAGAACUCAAGGUCUUCAUAGACCAGAACCUCAGUCCCGGAAAAGGCGUGGUGUCCCUCGUGGCCGUUCACCCCUCCGCUGUCAACCCGCUCGGGAAGCAGCUCUUGCCAAAAACCUUUGGACAGUCCAAUGUCAACAUUGCCCAGCAAGUGGUAAUUGGUACGCCUCAGAGACCGGCAGCGUCAAACACCCUGGUGGUAGGAAGCCCACACACCCCCAGCACUCACUUUGCCUCUCAGAACCAGCCUUCCGACUCCUCACCUUGGUCUGCCGGGAAGCGCAACAGGAAAGGAGAGAAGAAUGGCAAGGGCCUGCGGCAUUUCUCCAUGAAGGUCUGCGAGAAGGUGCAGAGGAAAGGGACCACUUCCUACAACGAAGUGGCGGACGAGCUGGUCGCGGAGUUCAGUGCUGCCGACAACCACAUUUUACCAAACGAGUCAGCUUAUGACCAGAAGAACAUAAGACGGCGCGUCUACGAUGCCUUAAACGUGCUGAUGGCCAUGAACAUCAUCUCCAAGGAGAAGAAGGAGAUCAAGUGGAUUGGUCUGCCCACCAACUCUGCUCAGGAGUGUCAGAACUUAGAGGUGGAAAGACAGAGGAGACUUGAAAGAAUAAAACAGAAACAGUCUCAACUUCAAGAACUUAUUCUACAGGUAAGAGAAUACGUAUCUUUGGAGGCAGGGUAAUUUUUAUUUUACUAAUUUCGUUUUAUAACAGCAACAUACUGCCUUGGGUUACGCUCCUGUGUGGCAAAUCAAAUGACUGCUUUAAGAUUCUGAGUGUGAGUUAAUCUCAUAGGUGUUGAAUGUGGGCCGUGUUCCCAGAGCGAGGUU